AUGGCAGUGCAUCGCCAGGCCCAAAGCUGGCGAGCAAAAUAUCAUUCUUCGCAGGACCUCGGCGAGGGGGCCACUGCGACAGUGCUCCGGGCAGAGACAGAGAAGGCGCCAAAAGAAGACUCGGUCCUUCUGCUUAGGUGUUACAGUGUGAGCUGUGAAGCUCCGCUGGGCCUCACUUCAGUAAGCGGCAGGCCUGUGGCAAUAAAACGCUUCAAAAAGCCUGCUACUCGCUCUUUCCAGCUGGAGCUGCACGCGUUGAAACGCGUUGGUGUCCAUCCAAAUAUUGUUCGCCUUCUCGAGAGCUACAGCGGUUCGGAAGAUGUGCUGGUUCUCGAGUACUGCGACAGUCUCACCCUCUAUGACUUGAUUAUCAAGCGCUACAAAACUAAGAUCCAGUUUGGUCGUUUGUUGACUUCUCAGCUCACACAGCAACUAUUGCUGGCACUUGAGCAUGUUGCCAAAUGUGGCAUCAUCCAUCAAGAUGUGAAGCCCGAGAACUUGAUGCUAUAUGACCUCAGCAUUGAAGAGGAGCGUGUUCACUUAAAGCUGGGUGACUUCGGAUGGGCUGUAAGUCAUGCUGAUCCCUCUAUGAAUUCUCCAGAGGGUGCUGGAUCUCUUUGGUAUGCACCACCGGAAUUGAACCCCCCGGUGGAAGGAGUAGUUUGCAAGUCAGGAGCUGUACUUGGCAAGUCGGACAUGUGGAGUGCCGGAGUAGUUAUCUAUGUGCUACUGGUUGGACACAACCCGUUCCACGGUGCCAGCAAACUGAAGGAUUCCCAGAAGGUGGAAGAAGAGGUGCUCAGACUGGUGGCCAAAGGGGCUUUUGACAAGAAGUCGCCUCCAUGGCUUGCAUUGCCCAGAGACGCCAAGGAGUUCAUCACCCAACUCUUGCAACCCUCUCCCGAACUACGGCCAUCCCCCGCAGCUGCGCGCCAACAUGCCUAUAUGAGCGAGCAAGAACAGCGAGGUCUUCCGGACCUUCGAGGCCUCUCCUGGGCAAAGCGUGGAGGAAUGCAACGCCUUGCAUGGGUGGCUGUAGCACAGGCCUGUGCAGAAUCUGACCUGCAUGGAGACCUGGUGCAAUUCGCCUUUGCUUCGGUGGCAUGGGACGCACUGGACACCCCUUCAAGCCUGGCCAGUGAGAAGUACAUUUUUUGCCUUGCAGAGAAGCUGAGCAUGAAGCCAGCGGCUUGGCUGAAGGAAGGUCGCUGGAAUGAUGUAUGUCAGUUGGCUUUCCGCUACCUUGACGUGGAUGGUGAUGGCUUGUUGAGCGUGAAGGACUUGAGCAAGCACAUCAAAGAGGACAACGCACUUCAUGUGGCAACCAACUGGGUGAACCUUUGGGGAGAUGCUAAGGGUUUGUCUGAGGAGGAUUUCCAGGAUGCACUUCUUUGUGAUCAAUCUGAAGACUCUCCGCUUCCAUCAGCCCCUAUUGGGGAUCUAUGGCAGCAGAUGUAUCUUGCUGAAGCUGCCCGGCAGCCAGAACCGCGGCCGCGACCGGCUGCGGAGCCAGCUGCGCCUGCGGAGUUCAAGGCCGAGGUUGCAGAGAAUCGGCUUUGGCAGGAGAUGCGCAGGGCAGAGGCCUAUUCUCAGUCGAAUCUUGCGCAGCAGCCAUCCUCUAGGUCCAAGCACUCCAAGUGUUGGAAUGUCAGAAAUCUCACGCACGAGAAAGAACGCUUUGAAACGAUACAUGGUCUCAACGCCCUACGCCGAGAGCUUAAACGAGCCCAAGAGAGGGAGUCACAAGAAGAAAACCGCUUCGCUGUGCUGAGGUUGGAGCUCCUGAAGCAGAAAAGCUUCAUCACGGAUGAGCACGGAGAAGGAGAAGAUUGGCAAGCUGUGAGUGAAGCCGCUUCAGACUUGGUUGAGAAUACAGCACAAGCCUUGGAGCAGGCAGAAGAGCUUCACGAGCAGAUCCGAUUAAAUGCUGCCACACUCAAACCGGGUUCAGAGAUGGUGCAAAGUUGCGCAGACUUGCAAGAGGCUCAUGAAACGAUCAUCCAGCUCAAGAAGCAGCUGAAACAAGUCGAGAAGAGGAAAGAAGCUGCCAGGUCGCUAGUCCUCAUUCAGCACGAGAUGGAUCAGCUGCAAAAUGACACAACCAGGAGGCGCCCAAGUUCCAGUGAGCUAGAGGCGAAGAUUCAAAGGUUGGAGAGGAAUUCACUGUUUACGGAAAUUGUCAAGGCCGAAUCAGAAGCUGAAGGCCUUCCAGAGGUUGUUUUGCAGGUGAAACCCUCGAAGGAGCUCCGCAAAAUGAGAGGGCAGCACAUGCCGCUAAAGGAAGUGCUAGGCCAGCUUGAAACUGAGUGGGCCUUUCACUUCAAGCUCGAGGAAAAUGCUCUCACACUUCCAGUGAAGCCCUUCAUGAUGGCACUGAAAGCUCGCUCGCCAUCGAACGACAAACACAACGACAAAGUGAUCCUGGUGCUGAUGUCACCAUCUGACCUAGCCAGCAAGUACCUAGAAGUGGACGUGUCUUCUGCCCAAACAGUUCAGCGCUAUGGGAAGAAACCGCCUGAUGCUGUUCCGACUGCCUUGCAGCUGAUCCGGAGCCUGUUGGGCUUUAACAGCCAGGUUUUUCUGAUGGCAGCUGUGCAGCAGUUGAUCCGCAAAGCUUUGCAGUGCCGUGCAGUGGAGGUUCCUCAAAACCUCCAGGCAAAACUGCGCAAGUACCAAGCCCAAGGCUUCAGGUGGUUGGCAUCCAAUGCUGAAAACGGCAUAGGGAGCUUGCUGGCCGAUGACAUGGGCUUGGGAAAGACCCUACAGUCUGCUGUUCUUCUGCAGUACCUUCGAGACGAAGGUCACAUCACGGCAGAGAAGCCUGCCCUCGUGGUGGUGCCUUUCUCGGUCCUGCGAAACUGGCAGUCAGAACUGCGGCGUUGGACACCCUCAGUAAGAACGCAGCUCUACCAUGGUAAAGAUCGAUCUCUGGAAGGUGACACAGGUGAGGUGCUGAUCACAACCUACGGAGUGGUGCAAACGGACCAGGAGAUGCUGUCAGGUUUCAGCUUUGCCUGCAUUGUCCUAGACGAGGGCCAGUACAUCAAGAACAGGAAAAGCCUCACCGCACAGGCAGUCAAGAAAGUUGCAGCUGAGUGCGGAAGCAGUUGUGCCCGUGUGGCCUUAACAGGUACACCCAUAGAAAAUCACUUGGGUGAGCUAUUUUCCAUCUUUGAGUUCCUUAAUCCAGGCUUUCUUGGCAGCAAGGAAGAGUUUUUGAAAAACUUCAACCAACCGCUACAAAAGGCGAGUGGCCGAGAGGCCGCUUUGGCACGUUUUCGAGCACUAGUAGGACCAUUUAUGCUCAGGCGUCUCAAGGACGACAAAGCCAUCGCACCAGAGCUGCCUGACAAGGUGGAAUAUGAGUACAUGGUCGAGAUGACCGAGGAACAGUCGGAGCUCUACACGGCAUGGACUGAGAAGUUGCUUCAGAAAGUCCCACGUGAAGGUGCUAUCCCAGACACCAAUGUGCAAGAGCUGCAGGAGGGGAAGUCGUCCAGCUCCGGCCGAUACUGGGCAGUCUUCACGUUGCUGCACCGAUUGCAACAGGUGGUGAAUCACCCCGCUGCAAUGCCACGGGAACAUCAACUCAAAGCGCAUGCCCAUGAUGUCUCCAAGAGUGGCAAAAUGACAAAGCUGUUGGAGCUCCUACAAAGCAUUUGGGAGGAUUCGCAGGAAAAGGUGCUGAUUUUCACGCAAUACCGUGAUACUCAGCAACUUCUCGCUGAACUUUUGGGGAAGCACUUUCCAGACCUGAGGCCUUUGCUCUUCCACGGCGGCCUCAAUUCUGAUCAGAGGCAGAAGGCUGUUGAUGCCUUUUCUGGUGAUGCGAGCUGUCGAGUGCUGAUCCUGACUUUGAAGGCGGGUGGCAUAGGGCUGAACCUCACGGCAGCCAGCCAUGUUGUUCACUUUGAUCGCUGUUGGAAUCCUGCCAAAGAAGCGCAGGCAACCGAUCGUGCACACCGCAUAGGACAGCACCGCACUGUGCUGGUGCACCGCUUCACCACCAUGGGAUCCUUCGAAGAACGUCUGGCGCAGAUUGUCGCAGGAAAGAAAUUCCUUGCUGAUUCAACCAUGUCCAGAAAUUCGAGCUCGGGCGAUAUUGCUCAGGCUAUCUCUGGUCUUUCUGAUUCGCAGCUGAGACAGCUUUUCAAUCUAACACAGUCGAAUGGAUGA
Messenger RNA from Cladocopium goreaui, 4176 nucleotides. Lineage: Eukaryota; Dinophyceae; Suessiales; Symbiodiniaceae. The record is from the annotation of a GenBank genome assembly.